Messenger RNA from Arachis duranensis, 1716 nucleotides. RefSeq lists its product as uncharacterized. The coding region runs from base 1 to 1716 and encodes 571 amino acids. NCBI's taxonomy places the organism in Eukaryota, Viridiplantae, Streptophyta, Magnoliopsida, Fabales, Fabaceae. The record is from RefSeq and is a predicted model, not a curated record. The transcript is spliced from 4 exons.
AUGGUGGACAACUCACCAGAAGAUGGACAUACAGCGUUUGAUUCCAAGCAAGAAAAUCCAGAUACCGGAAACAAUGACGCAGACCUGACCCUUCAUCAAGGAACCAGCGACCAACAUAAAGAAGGCACCUCUGGGCUCAAAAACCCAAAGGAACUAGAACGACAACGAGAGGCAAAGCAAAACCUCAGGGAGGAAAUAGAACGACGAAAAGAGUUGGAAGAAAAACUCACAAAGCUUGAAUCCUCCCUUAAAGGCCGAGACUCCCGCGGCAACCGAGAAGAGUCGCCCUUGGGAGGAGAGGACCCGUUCAGCGAGGACAUAAUGAGGGCGAAGGUUCCAAGAAACUUCAAAAGUCCUGAUAUGAACCUCUAUGACGGAACUACAGACCCAAAGCAUCAUUUAAGCAAUUUCAAAAGUCGGAUGUAUCUGGCUGAUGUUUCUGAUGCAACACGUUGCAAGGCUUUUCCGACCACCCUGUCAAAAGUGGCGAUGAAGUGGUUCGAUAGCCUCCCUCCAAGGUCGGUUACCAGCUUUGAGGACCUCUCAAGAAAAUUUCUGAUGCGAUUCUCCAUCCAGAAGGAUAAAGAGAGAGCGGAAAAGUACAUCAACGUGGAGAAAAAUGCCAGACUGAGAGAGUCGAGUUGGCGAUCUGGGCACCCUCCCGCGAUAAAAGAAAGGGAGAGGGAGCCCAAGAAGAAAGAAGACCCCGAUCUCGACAGACCCAGGAAAUAUCACUCUUAUACUCCUCUAAAGGUUUCUAUAGUGGACGUAUACAGAGAAAUUUGCAAUACUGAAAGGCUGCCGCCUCCCAGACCCAUUAAAAAUAAAAAAGGGGGGAGUCACAACGAUUACUGCGAGUACCAUAAAAUAUAUGAAAAGCUGGCCAGAGAAGGCCGACUUGACAGACAUCUCAUGGAAAGGUCGGACAAUCAUGGGAAGAGAAAGCGAGAUGACGUGGAUAGAAGAGACCCACCACCGCAGACUCCAGAGAGACAUAUACAUAUGAUCUCAGGUGGAUUCGCGGGAGGGGGACUCACCAAGUCCUCUCGCAAGAGACACCUCAAGCGAGUCUACCAGAUCGGGAGCGAAUCGCCCGACCUUCCUACCAUCUCAUUUACAAAGGGGGAUGGGCAAGGAGUAAUCCCUGGACACGACGAUCCAGUGGUGAUAACCAUGAUCCUAGCCAAUGCCCAUCUCCACAGAACUCUAGUAGAUCAAGGAAGCUCGGCGGACAUCCUUUUCAAACCCGCGUUUGACAAGCUAGGAUUGGAUGAGAGGGAGCUAAGAGCCUACCCCAACACCUUAUACGGGCUAGGCGACACACCAAUAAAGCCACUGGGAUUCUUACCCCUUCAUACUACCUUUGGAAAGGGGGGAAAAUCCAAAACUCUGAGUAUAGACUUCAUAGUCAUCGACGUAGGGUCAGCAUAUAAUGCCCUAAUCGGAAGAGCUACCUUGAAUCGACUCGGAGCGGUGGUGUCUACCCCCCAUCUCUGUAUGAAAUUUCUGACACCAGCGGGGAUAGCAACGGUGCGGAGGGACCAGAAAUUGGCAAGAAAGUGCUACAAUGAAAGCUUGAACCUAAGGGGAAAAGGCAAAGAGGUUCACACCAUAAAGCUCGGCGGUGCAAGGGCCAAAGAAGAUUACGACCACAGCCAGGAGGAAAAACCGAGGAAAUACAGGUCGGCAAAGAGGAGGGAAAAAAUACCAACAUAG